AUGGACGACGAUGUUGGUGAACGAACACCGGCUCUCGGUGGUUCAUGUGGUCCAUCAGUUCGUGCCCACAGUAGUUCACCAAGAAGAGUUCCUCUAUUCGAACGAGCGUCAGCCAGAUGGUGGAAUCCUCAAUUUCGUUCUGCAACCCUAGAAGCGCAAUACUGGAAAUGCAGUUUCAGUCAACUAAGAGAUCGCUUCAGAUCUGGAUUAUUCUAUAUUGGAGGUGUCAUCACUUUCUGGGCACUCUAUCAUUUGGUUCUAGAUGAAACAACGGUACAAAACUAUGUCAUCUCCAUCGGUCUCGUGGGUAUCAUUUGUGCGAUGUACGGUUUCACUGCCCUCUCCGCGCAAUAUCAAAGAUUCUAUAUGCCGACUUCUUUCCUAUGUACUUUUUUAAUUUGCCUAGUGACUCUCCUACUGUUUUCUGCCGAGCAUCAUGCCACAUUUAUGACUCCAGUUGCUUGUCUUGCCACUAGUUUCCAGGUUGUUCUUCUGAUCUACACUGUCAUCCCACUUCCUCUCUAUCUUUGUAUUCUUAUUGGAACCAUCUACUCGAUCCUUUUCGAAAUUCUCAACAAGAAUAAAAUUGGUCUUGAAGAGCCCGGAUACAUCAAGCUGGUCCUUCAUGCUGGUGUCCACUUGUUGGGUGUCCAUUUAUUUAUUUUAACUCAAGUUCGACAACGGAAGACAUUCUUGAAAGUGGGACAAUCUCUGUUGGCAAGAAAAGAUUUGGAACUGGAGACACAAUUCAAGGAUCACAUGAUUCAGUCUGUGAUGCCUAAAAAGGUAGACAUGCAUUUGAAAUUUGAAAUGAGAAUUUUCUCAUUUAACUUGCAAAGGCAACAUUUUGUUGCUGAUGAACUUUUAAAAGAUGCAUCUGAACUUCGUCGUCCUUCAGCUUCUAAUGAUUCCAACUGCCGAACUUCGAAUGCUACUCAAGUUGAUCAACCAAUUGCCAAAACAGUUCCCGAGUACCGAAAAUUCCGUCCUUUUACAAUGAAUCUCAUGACAAAUGUCUCUAUUCUCUUUGCCGAUAUCGCUGGAUUUACCAAAAUGUCAUCUAAUAAAUCUGCCGACGAACUUGUCAACCUUCUCAAUGACCUUUUCGGAAGAUUCGAUACUUUAUGUCGGUUGAGAGGACUUGAGAAAAUCUCCACUUUGGGCGACUGUUAUUACUGUGUAGCUGGAUGUCCCGAGCCAUGCGACGAUCAUGCUUGCCGAACAGUUGAAAUGGGCCUUGAUAUGAUUGUGGCUAUUCGUCAAUUCGAUAUUGACAGAGGACAAGAAGUUAACAUGAGAGUUGGUAUUCACACUGGAAAAGUAAUGUGUGGAAUGGUGGGAACUAAACGAUUCAAGUUCGAUGUGUUCUCGAAUGACGUCACAUUGGCAAACGAAAUGGAAUCAUCUGGUGUAGCUGGAAGAGUCCAUGUUUCGGAAGCAACAGCAAAACUUUUGAAGGGAUUGUAUGAAAUUGAGGAGGGACCAGACUAUGAUGGACCUUUGAGAAUGCAAGUACAGGUAAGAUCCAUUAAUAUAGUCAGAAGGAGAGGAAUCAUGAAUUUUCAGGGAACAGAGAGAAGAGUCAAACCAGAAAGUAUGAAGACGUUCUUCAUCAAAGGACGUUUGAAUGAAGAUGUCCAGGAAGAACAGAUUCAAGUUCAAGAAGUCGAAAGUCUUCACAGUCAGAAAAGUUCAAAGAAAUCUCAUAAACCAAAGUGGGUAGAAAAGUUGAGAAUGAACCACACCAAUUCGUAUCCGUUGAGAAGCGCAGCGAGAGAAGGCGGAGGAAGUUUGAGAAUAAAGUUGGCCGAAAGAAACAGGAGUACUCAACUACUUCCAAAGGAAUCAAACUCGAUUUGCGUUAUGGAAGAUAAUAGGAAAUCAUCAUCUCUACAAGCAUUGGCUACUAAUAACUUCAAUGGAAGUAAUACAGAUACAAACAACACUUACAGUGAGAGAGGAGUAGCUGGAAGUAUCAGUAAGAGAUCAGUGGCUGGAAGUGAGAGUAACAGUAUCAAGGGAAGCAGAAGCAGUGGAUUACAACUAUCUCUUCAAGACGGAAAUUCCGAUUUGAAUUCAGUCGGAGGUCUUGAUACAGCCAUUAGCCAUCAUCACAAUGCAGCUUCUCUCACUCGAUUCGACACUGAUAAUAACUUUGACCAGAGAUUAGCAAUGGUUCUUGGACAAGGAGAGCAAACACUUGAUAAAGGAUUCUGGAACCACAAUGAUAGUCUGAAUAAGUGGACGCUUCGUUUCAACGAGAAGGAUGUGGAGCAGGAGUAUCGAGCACACUUCGUGGAAUCGGCUGAGAGAUACACAUCUUCUAAAAAAGGACACUUGGAAAGACAUCAGGAUUUGAUGGAACAAGGAAAAGAUGGAGUCGCUGGAUCAGCAGUUAACAAAUACAGAUACUCUGGCGUUUUCAUCGAUAUCAUCGUUGCCACUCUGAUCUUUGUCUUUGCUUCAGUCGUUGCUAUAAUGGCAGUUCGUCCUCUCCCACUUUCUCUUCUUGCCUACGUUCCAUUCGCAUCUGCCAUUCUGAUUCUCACUAUCAUCCUCAUCGGUCUUCCACUUCUGGCCAGAAAGAAAUCAAUUACAUGCACAAACCAAUGGAUGCCACGUCAUCUGAUUGGUCUUCUGCUAAUUUCUCUUCCCAUCGGAGUAGCCGUGUGUAUAAUGCCAUCUUGUAAAUUUGGAGAUUGUGCCAAUAUGGUGUUGAACUACAGAUUAACAUUCAGUUAUGUCACAAUGUUGGCAAUUUUCGCCCAUUGUAACUUUUCCCAACUUGCUGCUCUGCCUAAAAUAGCUUCCGCUGUUUUGAUUGGAUUAAUGCACAUCGCAGGAGUUUUUUAUUGUGAAUACAAUUUGAAGCAUUUGAGUGUGGAACAAGACACCUGCAAUACAACUUUAAUUGUUAUUCCACCACUUCGAAGAGGAUUGAAUGCUACGAUUGCAUUGAAUUCCACAACCAUUAGAGGUCUUCCUCAAGGAUAUGGAUCACCUCUUUUCAUUUGGGAAUUGCUCAUGGACGUUGUCAUGUCAAUUUUAUUGGUUGCAUUCCUCAACUAUCAGUUUGAAACUGCAUUCCGAAUGUCAUUCUUCGGAGAUGUGCAGGCUCGUCGUGAUACCGAACGAAUGCAAAUCGUGCGUGAUCAAGCCGAUUGGCUCCUGAACAACGUCAUCCCAGCCCACGCAGUCGAAAGUUUGAAAACGGACACAAAGUACAGUGAGAAUCAUGAAACAGUUGGAGUCCUAUUCGCUUCGAUCACAAAUUGGAAUGAUAUGUAUGAAGAGAAUUUUGAAGGAGGUCGAGAAUUCUUGAGAGUUUUGAACGAAGUGAUAGGAGAUUUUGAUGAAUUGCUCGAUCGUCCCGACUUCACCCACAUUGAGAAAAUCAAGACAAUCGGUCCAGCAUAUAUGGCUGCAAGUGGAUUGAAUCCAGAAAGGAAGAAGAAUAUGUUACAUCCAAAAGAGCAUUUAUAUCAAAUGGUUGAGUUCGCAUUGGCUAUUCAACAUGUGCUCAGUGUUUUCAACGAAGACUUGCUCAAUUUCGAUUUUGUAUGCAAAUUAGGAUUGAAUAUCGGACCAGUAACAGCUGGUGUCAUCGGAACAACCAAAUUGUACUACGAUAUUUGGGGAGAUACUGUAAAUAUUGCCAGUCGAAUGUACAGCACUGGAGUAUUGAACAGAAUUCAAGUAUCCCAGCAUACCAGAGAAUUCCUUUUGGAUCGAUAUGAAUUCGAGUUCAGAGAUCAUAUUGAAGUAAAAGGAAUCGAUGGAGGAAUGGAUACUUAUCUCUUGGUUGGCAGAAAAGGAGACGGAAUUCCUCCAUCUGUCAAGGAUAACAAAGAAGAUCAAUUUUAA
This is a messenger RNA of Caenorhabditis briggsae, 3864 nucleotides long. It is a transcript of the gene Cbr-acy-1, whose product is annotated as Protein CBR-ACY-1. Bases 1 to 3864 code for a protein of 1287 amino acids. NCBI's taxonomy places the organism in Eukaryota, Metazoa, Nematoda, Chromadorea, Rhabditida, Rhabditidae. Gene Ontology annotation, biological process: intracellular signal transduction; cyclic nucleotide biosynthetic process; adenylate cyclase-activating G protein-coupled receptor signaling pathway. Gene Ontology annotation, molecular function: adenylate cyclase activity. The record is from RefSeq and is a predicted model, not a curated record. The transcript has 12 exons.